AUGGAACGAGCGGAUCAGUCGUCGACCGGUGGUGAAUAUUCCGGCGGGGCCUCCGCCUCGGCGACGUGGGAGAGCUAUGAGGAGUCGCCGCCGCUGCCGUUCCCGGAGAGGUUCCCGGAGUUCCGGAACAAUUAUUCUCGCGAGGAGCGUUUCUCUGGGAUGAACAACGAGGGCGCCUUGAUGAACGGCGGUGGGUCGUCGGCCACGAGGGACGAUCCUAAGUCUUGCUUUGUUGCCUCGACCACGUUCUCGUUUUUUGUUGUUAUGACUAUGGCAUUCGGGCUGUAUGCAUCUGAGACUUUGAGGCUUGGACCUAAUUCUUCAAUAUUGAUGAAACCCAACCACUUAUUCGUGGAAUAUAUUAAGGUGGUAGCUGUAGAUGCAUCAAAAGGUGCAAUGCUGUAUGGAUUUUAUAAAGAUCCACCUCUUGAUGUAAAGACUACAUGGUCUGAGACCCACAAGAUCACUCUCCCUGCCAGUACCCACAAGGAAUGGAUAUACUAUUUGAAUGAAGGAUCUCAGAUAAGCAUCUCUUAUAGCGUAAACUCCCGAAGUUCAUCCUCUCUUAUUCUUGUAAUUGCGGAAGGGGAAGCUGGCCUUAGUGAGUGGCUUAAGGAGCCAUCCUACCCAAAUAUAACCCCGUCAUGGAAUAUUAUUCAUGGAACUGGCGUAAUUCAGAAGGACAUCUCUGAUUCUUCUACUUACUACAUUGCAGUUGGUAACUUGAAUAAUGAAUAUGCCGAGGCAAGUGUGCAUCUAAAUACAACAAUACGGGCUUCCCUUUAUAAUACAACCGAUUCAUAUUACAAAUGCAAACCUUCAGAGGGCCAAUGUACUUUCCAACUGUUUAUCUCAAGUGGAAAUGCAGCUGUUCUUACCUCUCCUGGCCGAUCGCCUGGUAUGGUCAGUGGAGAUUGGCAUGUUAAACUCUCAUAUGGACCUAGAUGGAUUACAUAUUUGAAAGCUAGCGGGAUCGGUUUGGGAAACUCGAUUAGCAUCGGCUUCUGUUCUUCCUGUUCUUACAGAGGAACCGCAGUCACGAUGAAGAACAUGUUAGAAAGUCAAUUUCCGGGCAUCAAUGUGGUCCUUGCAAAUUACCCUCCUCCUUUCCCUAAGCGCGUGUUGAGCAAACUGGUGCCGAUUGUCCAGUUUGGUGUGAUCGGUAUAAUAAUUGGCGGCGAACAAAUUUUCCCGAGAUUGGGAUUUGCUGCACCCCCACAGUGGUAUUAUUCCAUGCGAGCAAAUAGAUUUGGGAGUAUGGCAAGCACUUGGCUGCUCGGAAACUUUCUUCAGUCCUUCCUGCAGAGCUCGGGUGCUUUUGAAGUGUACUGCAAUGGGGAAUUGGUAUUUUCUAAACUAAAGGAGAAUAGAUUCCCAGGGGAGAUAGAGCUGAAAGAUCUUGUUGCUAGAAGGAUUUCUAGUUCAAGAGUCGUAGAUGGCAUUAAUGGAGGUCAAUGGUCCUAG
Striga hermonthica is the source of this 1464-nucleotide messenger RNA. Lineage: Eukaryota; Viridiplantae; Streptophyta; Magnoliopsida; Lamiales; Orobanchaceae. The record is from the annotation of a GenBank genome assembly.